Molecule: messenger RNA, 726 nt
Organism: Ilex paraguariensis (yerba mate)
Lineage: Eukaryota; Viridiplantae; Streptophyta; Magnoliopsida; Aquifoliales; Aquifoliaceae
Source: the annotation of a GenBank genome assembly
AUGGUAUUUUUAACUUCUUUGGUUUCUGUCUUUACCAGCCAAAGAUUGCGACCUACAAUUCAUGAGAUAAUCACUACCAAGAUUAAAGCUCAUGCGGAACAUUUUAAUAGUUCAAUGCCUGGCAUUGACCAUGGUGCUCGAACAGUGACCACUGGUCUACACUAUUUAAAAGGACAAUUGGAGAGGUACCAAUUUCCGAAACAGAAACAUCAGAAUGGGAUAUCUCUGGCUGGAACGGUUCUGGCAGUGAGUCCUGUCUCACCUGUGAUGGCUCCCACGGGAAAGGCGCAGGCUGCAGCAAAGGAACUGCUUGAUUCAAUUUUGGACACUAUUGUUCGAAUAUUUGAGAACCAUGUUAUUGUCGGGGAGCUUCUCGAAUCAAAAUCUUCACAACAAAUUGACUUGAAUACACCAAAGUCAGUGGCAGCAGAUAUAAACUGGAACCCUGAUUCGGAGGCAUCUCAUGAUACUGGAGGUUACAGCAUUAGUUUUUCCUUGACAGUUUUGCAGAGUGAAUGCCAACAAGUCAUAUGUGAGGUUCUACGAGCAACUCCCGAAGCUGCAUCUGCCGAUGCUGCAGUACAAACAGCUAGACUUGCAAGCAAGGGCCCUUCUAAAGAAAAGAGGCAAGUAACCAAAUUUAGUUUUUAUGUGUUCACUGCAUUCUUUAGUCUGCUUUUAUUGUUUGUUGGGGUCUCUAGAUUUUCUCUUCCAUUUAAGCUUUAG